Dicrocoelium dendriticum is the source of this 6670-nucleotide messenger RNA. The record is from the annotation of a GenBank genome assembly. NCBI's taxonomy places the organism in Eukaryota, Metazoa, Platyhelminthes, Trematoda, Plagiorchiida, Dicrocoeliidae.
CCAUCCUGCGUCCAGCUUUUCCCGAUUUUUUUAAUCACAUUCCACUGAUCUUGAAGACAAGCACUGGUUGUUUUGCAACCUCACCCUCUUUGAUUUCCACGAUUACUGGACUGUGUAGUUUCUAUCAUCACGGCCCAGUACGACUUACAGCGAUGUCAAAACAGAUAGUCCUGGCCAUCUGCUUGCUCUUUGAACACAAAGGAAGAUCAUGUUCUAGAGCUGCGCAUUCGUGAAACCAGAUUGUGCACAACUGGAGUCAGAGCUACCCCAUAAGAUCAUCCACGUUGACAGAACGCGCCUGUUCCAUGAAAGUAAACGAUUUGUCAUCCCGUUUUAAACAUCAAUUUUCUGUGGAGACUUCGUAUCCAUUUACUAAGCUAUCAAAUAUGCAAGACUUUACAACGCCGCAUUUGACACAACCACUGAACAUUGAUACAUCAGUUAAGUGCUCUGGUGGACUUAGUCUUAAUCAUGCAUCGCAACAAGACUGCGGUUUUGAACUUGAUAAGAAGUUUCUACAACCAUCAAUCGAUGAUCUUUCGUAUUAUGGAAAUCCAAUGAUGAACCUAACAUAUCCUGCCGUUUUCGGCCCCGUGGAAACGAACUAUUCAGUCGCAGCUCCUCAAACAUUGCACCACAUAGAAGCGGCUUCAAGUGCCAAAUGUUACACUACACUAUUUCCGCACGGAACUGUAUCUGUCCCUAGUCAGUAUUACGGUACUGCCGAUUAUACAAAAUGUCCGUGUAACAACGGUUUAACUUCCAUUGCUACAGCUCCCCUUACCGAAUGCCAUCAAAAUGCGACCGAUUUCUCACAAAGAGCGGGUGCAGUUUGGCAAACGCCGCAAAUGCUGAAACCUGCAGAAUCCGUCUAUGUGGCUCAGCUGCCUUCGAAUCUAGAAGUCAUGGGGCACGGAGGUAAUGGAACAGAAGCAGAGCAAAGGACUUGUCAUACAGAAAGUAAUUGUCUUAUCGAAAAUGGAAGCUUGUCGUUUUACCAUAGGGAGUUGACAAGCGAAACCCCUGUGGCCCAUUCAGGCAUACACAAUGGCAGUGGCGUCGACUUGUUAGUUACUAAUUUGGACUACAACAUUAGUGCAAAGGAGUGGCGCAAAAUAUUAUUUACGCACUUGCAAGCUAUAAUCAAAAACGUUCAAUCAGUCGUGCUCCAAACCCAAGCUGAUGGCAGUACCUGUGCCAUUGUAAGGGUCGGAAGUGUGGAAGAGGCGCGGCUUGCCAUUUCGCAAUUCCACCGGAAGAAAAUUGGAUACAAGCGUAUUCAAAUGAAUAUUAUGCCCAGUACUCCAUCUUUUGGGGCAAGAGGCUUUAAAAUGGAGGCGGUUUCUCUGCUACGAUCCGUAGCUGGCAACAUGCUCCCGGUUUGCAAGUUCAUCGACAUUUUCGAAAAACGUUUCCAUCGGAGUAUAAGCGUCUCCGACAUUUACAAAAUGAGGGAUAUCCUAGAAAUCAGAGAUCAACCUGGAACAAAAGGGGGUCGCGUGGUAUACCUGAACCCGCGCGCUUCGCGGUUUGAUUACAUAGAGACAACAUUUAUCACAGAACCAGUGGUAUGCCAGCGUCACUGUUUGGAAGGAAGCAUGGAAUAUUUACAAGCCAUGGAUGGCGCAAUGCUUCCGUCCGUCAAAAUUUCUCUCGGCGUCUUCCGUCAGCAAGUGUUGACUAUCCUACGGGACCAUGGAGGGUCAAUGCCGCUGCUCAGCUUUCCGGCCUGUUACAAGGCAGAGUUCGACGAUUUUGUCAUAGUGCCCCCGCAGCUAUCGAACAAACGAUCCGACACCCCACCCACAACUUUCGGUCAACCAGAGGCAAACGAAGAUGAUGCUGGACCAAACCACGAAUUCUUCAGUUCUCACCCAGAGCAGGAAACCAGCACCAAGUCGAAAAGCUGGUCCGAAAAUCGUACCGAUUACGAAUUUACCGCCCCACUUGAACACCUGAUUACCUGUGUUCCAUACGUUCGUGUGCACACGGAGAUGAACGGAGUCAGAAGAAUUGUAUAUAGCCCCGAUCAGUCCCCUACCGCAGCUUUCCCUAAUUGUCCGACCGGACAAAGACCUAUUGAAGGCGGAAGACAAUCUGCUGAUGUGCCAACCACAAUCCAGUCUAACUACGUGCCUUUGACCAUUGGGGUCUCCUGCACGAACUCAUCAACUAGCGCGGUGGGUAUCCUACAGGAUCAGCUGCAUCAGUUCAGUCGAGAAGUGGUUGACCUCCUCAAACACCAACCAGAAUGCCAGAUCCUGUUGAGCAAGUUCAUUCCCAGUUAUCAUCAUCACUUCGGCAAACAAUGCCGUGUGGCCGACUAUGGUUACUCCAAGCUGCACGAGUUAAUAGAAGCGCUACCGCAUGUCGUGCAUGUGAUGGGGACAGGCCACGCACGUUUACUCACCUUGUCGCAUCGCGUGCAAGUGCGUCGUUUCACGAAUGAGCUCAUAAAAGUUCUCAAAUCCCAAUCCACGAAAUCCUGUCGACUGGCGGAUUACGCAUCUUUGUUUAAAAGAAUUUACAGAAAGGAUUUUCGGAUCAGAGACUAUGGGGUUUGUUAUUUGACUGAUAUGCUUAUGGAAGUGCCGGACAACGCAGUGGAAACUUUGAAACUUGGGUCCGAGUACAUUAUCUCCCUACCAAAACGGAUGCAGACGACGGAAGAAAGGGAACGCACAGAACUGUUCGCAGUUGAGGUUGCGGAGCUACUUGGCCAAACGCCGCGGUGUCGCUUACUUUUUAGCAAAUUCAUCCCUUCAUAUCACCAUCACUUCAGUCGACAGUGCCGUGUGGCUGAUUACGGGUUCACUAAAUUAAUAGACUUGCUGGAGGCGGUUCCACAUGUGAUCCAAAUCAUGGAGGAUAACGGUGAAAAAUAUGUCACGCUGGUUCGGCAACGUCACCUGCAGAUAGUGGCUGACCAGUUAGUAGCUAUGUUGGAAGUGACUCCGGGCAAGCGCAUAUUGCUCAAUGAAUUACUCACCGAAUACCUGAAGCAUCGAGGUUAUGCUCUAUCCCUGGAAGAUUUCGGAUUUCAAACAGUACAAGAGCUUGUCUCCCAGUUGCCAAAGCUGCUGCGCAUAGAAUGCGUUUCUGAUGCAGAUGCGCCACCAGUAAUUUCGAGUUUACCGAAUAAUGAUGGACUGAUGAAAGACAACGCCGGCGAACCUACCGAUUUACUACGUCCAACCUCAGUUAUCCAGUCAGAUUCAGUUGAGCGUGACACUCCUCAAGGCAACACCGAAUCGGAACAGGUACCCAUUGGUGAAAGCGAUCAAACCAGAGUACUCGAGUUCGUUUCGUUAGCCGACCGAACACACAUCAAGCACUUGACGCACAAGGUUUUGCUUAUCCUUUUGGAGGUGCCAACUGGCGCACUAUCGAUUUCUUCCUUUUCUGAACGCUUCCGGUGCACGUUCCGCGACGAACCAAAUAUACGGCUUGUGUACGAAGAGUUGGGCGAUGUUAUUGAGUUUCGUGGAAACAUGUCCUGGACUUCCGGCAAAGGAUCAUUCGGGACACACGACACCUGGAACAAAAGUUUUCUUGGCCUUUCCUUCACCUCGGGUUCUUUGAGCUCACUAAGCUCAGAGAAACCAAAUGUGCGCACCACGCCGUCCAAAGUGCCUGAAAGAUCGGAGCUCAGUUCAAAAGAUGUAAAUUCGAUAAGAGCGUGUAGUUCUGAUUCACCAAGUACCAGUACCGCUUUCCUCGAAGAAUCACACACUAUCAUCGCCUUGAAACCCCUAAUUUUAUUCGCACGAGAACUACGUGAUAUACUACGGCAAAGCCAGGGUAAGCUCUCGUUGGCGCAACUGUGCAAUGCCUACCAGAGACGUUUCGGGAUUCCUUUGCGACCACAAAGGUACAACUAUCCAUCACUCAGUUCGUUGGUUCAAGCAGUUGAUUUUGUCGCGGUGAUGCGUGGACGUGGGGUCCGUUCAACGCUCGUUCUUUGUCAAGACUUUUUAGGUAAACUAUCACACCGUGUCGCAUACAGCAACAGGCCUUUGCUAGAGUCUGACAUGGUUGCAAUUCCACGCCAGGGGAUGGAACCACACGGCAAUCCAGGCGCAGGAGAGGAGAAUACAGGCAGAAAGCUGGAGUGGGCACAAAGUUCCAAUGCGCGUCAUUCGAAUCGGAUUAACUCUCUUGCUUUUAACGAAGCAACCUCAGAUGACUUUGUUAUGACCUCAGGAGCUAUACCUUUUGAAACGCCACAGCGUCACUUUUCGAUGGAACCUUUCCCUCCGGAGUCUUAUGAUAUUCCUAAUCCUAGCUGUCUUCGGCUGCGGAACUAUUCCUGCGUUCCUGCCUUCAGUCAGUGUAACCCGUAUGCUCCCCCCAUAACAAGCUCUCAAAUUGCAUCGAGCCAUUAUAACUGCUGUCAAGUUCCGCAUCCUCAGCAGUCUUCCGGUUCACAGUCAAUGUAUCCUAACAGACCGAGCUACAGUACCCCAAUGGUCCUCGCUCCGCAGGGCACCCUAAAUUAUCUUCAACCAACCAAUGAAUUUGUUUCAACUGGGCUGUCCCCACAAACUGCAUAUCGUGCGAAUUCCUCUGCAGUGUACGCACCGUCAGUAUUUCCAACUCCAACGUCACAAAGUGAGUCACUUACGACGCUUCCCAGUGGUUCGGCAGUGCAGCCUGACCCACGCAUUAUUGGCCCUGGAAGUGAAAUUUCCAGUGAAGGACUACCCUACUCGAAUUCCCUGUUCACCAAUCCAUCUCUAAGUCAAUUUCAACUGAGUCUCAGCUGCUCAUCUACUAUGAAUCAAACAGGUUCGCAAGCCCAGUGUGCAGCGCAACCUCCACUUAUCUCAGGACUCACUCACAGUAUAUAUCCAAAACCUGGCACAGCUGCACCAUCCUACGGACCGAAUCCUGUUUGUCUUAGUGUCACCUCCGAUAGUAUCUCAUAUAAACAGCCGCCUAAAACCCUGUCUAAUCAUGCUGCAUCAAGCACCUGUCAAUAUAGUUUGUCUUCCGAUGGGUACCAACAACUGGACGCUCUGGUUGAACGUCUAACAUCUGGGGGGUCGGCCACCGUUUCCAAUGGAGAUUUUAUUCAGGGAAAAACCAAAGGAAAUGAACAAAACAAGCAACAAAUAUCCAGUUCCAUGCUGCCUACUGAAAGUGACAACAGUAGCCACUCAACUCAACUCAAGCAACACUUCUAUUUUUCCGGCCACAGAGCUUCCCUCUUCGAUUACCCUACGACAUCGCAAUACCAGGCACCUUUGAUGUCUUCUGUGCCCAACAGCAUAAACGGUUCUUUACCAUAUUGGACAGGGAGCCCCUUUAAUGGAGUUGGUGCGCCAAUGGCCGUGACUUCUGAUAAUUAUUCGCUUUGUAGCACUAAUGCAGUGAAUACUAGCUAUUCUGGUGCUUCUGUUGGAAGCUUCAUUCCUUUGUUAAAUCAGGAGGGCAAAGAUUGUGGAGGGGGAAAGCAAGGAGCACUCGAAUCUGGAUCUGCAACAGUCAUGCAUUAUGCUCUGGCCAACAAAACACAAGCUGAGCCUCCACGGGAAUUCGACGGUCAUAUGCCGACCCAGCAACUCAUGGUAAACAUGCCACGUCAAUGCUGCAAUGCAGUCAGUUCAACAAAUCAGAGUUCUCUGUGUGCUAACACACGUGAGCAUAUGGGUAGUGUCCGUGGACCUGGUGAGGAAGUUAACCUUGGAUGCACUUUUCCUCGCUCAGAAACUAGUAAAACUCCGUGUCACCCUAACGCAGCCCUGGAUAUUCACCAUAAUGAAUCAGCUUCAAUCUAUACCUCAGUCGAUGGUGAUGGAGUGAAGGCUAGUGGCAGCGUUACGCCGAAAAACAGCGAGGCACUUGCGGUGCCCCAUCCUCCGGAUACCACUGUUCACAUAGAUCCGAUGCAACCGCAAGCUAAUCGGUCGUAUGCGAUGUCCCUACGAUCGGAAGAGUCCUCCGAAAGUUUUACCAUAGACGGAUUGUUGGCGGAGCUGAAGUUGGAAGAAAGACAAGAGGAGCCACACCAGCAGAAACAGGAGCAGGAGGAUAAUGAACAGUCGCAAUGUAGUGAAUGCGUCAGUGAGCCAAAGCAGAAUAUACUAUUGGACAACCUCACCCAUCUUUAAUCACUUGUACUGUUUCGUACGCCCUAACGUGUAAUAUCCCCGCUCAUGGAUAGAAAGACAGACGCGCCAUGUUUUCUACGCUCAACCUCCAUUCGAGAACAGCAUGAACACCACGGUCUCGCGAGAACCGAUCUCGCCCAUCCUUUAAAUGUGCUGAACACUGGGCUGGUCAUGUGUUACCUACUCUCAUGAGGAUUAUGCAGCUGUAAAUUCCCUUUGAUAAUCAACUGCAGUUCAUUCUUCAAUCUCCUCCUCCUCCUCCUCCUCAACAUUGGACUAGAGGAGUAACUCGUCAUUAAGUACCACCGUUGUGUGCACACGGCGGAUUCCAAUGGCUCGCUCACCCAUGAACACUGAUACGCAUGUCUGCUGCAAGCUGAGAAGCCGCAGCGCUUCAUCAAAGCGAUGUAUUGAAGUGCUCACGACGCUCCUAUGCACCUGCGUACAAAGUGAGCUCAGCACACUAGCUCUGGUUAUGCUGCACAGUAUAUGCAUUUCUGUUGGUACAAAAGAUGAUGACAAAUCUUUUGUUUACAAUAAAAAUGGUUGCACCAUUC